AUGCGGUCGCAGCCCUAUCCGCACCCUUCCCACCUGAUUCACCCGCAGCACGCCAUGCAGGUGGCACUUUUGCUUGUGUCUUGUUUUCUUUUCGAAAUGGUGAAGCUGACAAUGAUAGCUUGUAUCACUGAUGGCCUACAAUUGACGGAGUGCUUAGAUGGUGGUUAUGUGAAGGAUGUUGUCUUCUACAAGCAGCAAGCAAAAUUGUUGUUCAAAAACAUAUCUAAAGACCAGCAUGAACCAUCAAGACUAUCAACUGAGACUGGACCAUACCGUUUCCAGGUCAGGGUAUGUAUUUACAGUACAUCAUACAUUUUUUGCUUUCAGCAAGAUGAGGAUAAUGUGACUGUUUGUGUGCGUGUGUGCUAUAUGAUACAUUUUCGCUUUCGUCAAGAUGAGGAUACUGUGACUAUUUGUGUGCGUGCGUGCGUGCUAUAUGAUACAUUUUUUGGCCAUAAUCAAGAUGAGGAUACUUGA
Molecule: messenger RNA, 477 nt
Organism: Triticum turgidum subsp. durum (durum wheat)
Lineage: Eukaryota; Viridiplantae; Streptophyta; Magnoliopsida; Poales; Poaceae
Source: the annotation of a GenBank genome assembly